Cercopithifilaria johnstoni is the source of this 201-nucleotide messenger RNA. The record is from the annotation of a GenBank genome assembly. NCBI's taxonomy places the organism in Eukaryota, Metazoa, Nematoda, Chromadorea, Rhabditida, Onchocercidae.
AUGGAACAGUGCUCGUCACCAAACACUUCUCCUCAACGCCGUGGUGUUCUUCAUUCCUUGUCGAUCUCAUCAUCCAUUACUGCACGAUCUCCAAUUAUUUAUGUUUCUACUACUAAAUCACGACGACCAAAAAAUCCAUUCAUGAACGAUACUGAUAAUGCCAUUACUGGCACUAGUUCAGUCUCAUCGAAUAGGAAAUAA